AUGGCAUCGACCAACGUUGCCUCGAUGGAGGUAUCCAAAGAGGACAUCGCGAUGGAGCUGGCCUGCUCGUUCGUCAAGAAGUACAACAUCAAUGCUGAGGCAAUGCUCAAACUGGCCGACCACCUUGAUGAGAAGGAGGUCAAGAGCCAGGUUCCCAUUGUUUCAUUUCCCAAGCUUGUCGAGAUGCUUCUUGAUGUCAACCGCGAGGUCCCCGGUUGGCUCACCGUUUCCGAUGUCAGACUCAAUCACUACACUUCUCUACAGUUCCGUAUCAUCAUCAAGGUGGUCGAGGCUCGCUACUGGCUUGGAGAGACUGAGCAGGUUCUCGAGCACCUCUUGACCUGGAGGAUUGUCUUUGCCCUGCCGCGAAACGUCCAUCGUCAGAUGAUGAGCAAGAAGGAUUUUCAGACGAUUGGUUCUUGGAAGGUCUUUGAAUAUCACCAUUAUUCUUUUGGCAAGGCCAUGCUCCCCUACUUUUACGAGGACAUGCCCGACUCCUACAAGAGCCUCCGCGAGACUUACUUCCCUGAUGGUAUCGAUGAUGCUAUGCCCGCUUUUCGCAAGCACGAGCUUCAGGCUAGAGCUGCAAUUAUCAAGCUCGAGAAGCGCAUCAAGCUGUUGAGGGAUGCCAAGGCCAUUACCGAUGACUGCUCUCUCCAGACAAAGUCUCACCGCAUGAUGUUCGAGACGACCAAGGCCAUCAUGAAGACCACUUACAUGGCCGACCGCUGGGAGCAGUUCACCAAGACUCAGAAGGAGUACUACCAGCUGCCCGGAGUCGAUGUUGGCCUCCCUUAUGGUGUCAAUCUCCAUACCGACUACGAAACCAACCGAGCUUUUGUAAUUGAGAAUCCUCAGCAGCGCUUCGAGCCUUUUUGGUGGACGGUCGAUGCCCUGUACGGUCCCAUUCGCUGGCGCCCCGGUUCACCCUGGAUCGACUUUCUCCGCAAUAUCCGUCAGGAUCAUCCCGCAUUUCGAACUAUGCGCGUCUCGGACCUCAAGCCCAAGGAAAAGCCUGAUGAGGAGGACGCCGGCGCCAAUGACGACAGCUCCGAUGCCGAUUUACCUCCUGUUGAGGUGCGAAUCCCUGAUUCCGUGGCUUCAUCCUUCAUGUACUACGCCUCCAUGUACCAAUUCUACAAGGCACAGUAUGACGUGAAUGAUCCCAAUGGCGUGACUCGCCCCAUCACGUACACCGACAAGCAGGCUGAGCGAGUGGCAAAGCGCCUGUCCGAUGGCACAGGAGAGCCCUGGUGGAAGGUUUGCAAGUUUGAGGACCCUGACGAGGAAAUGAUCGACAUGGCCAUUCCAGACAUCCACCAAAUGACUGGCCGUCCUCGAUUCGACGCCCUGGGCAACCUCCGCUUCGACUACAUGGGCGCCGUUCUGCGUGAACUCAAGACUGGCAGCCCGGUCUCGUACUACACCCUUGAGCAGAAUAUGGUGACCCAUCGACGCAACUGUGACGAUGAUACACCUUAUGGUGAAGAUUUGCAGUGA
Molecule: messenger RNA, 1500 nt
Organism: Pestalotiopsis fici W106-1
Lineage: Eukaryota; Fungi; Ascomycota; Sordariomycetes; Amphisphaeriales; Sporocadaceae
Exons: 6
Coding region: 1-1500 (499 amino acids)
Source: RefSeq, a predicted model, not a curated record